Molecule: messenger RNA, 1317 nt
Organism: Syngnathus acus (greater pipefish)
Lineage: Eukaryota; Metazoa; Chordata; Actinopteri; Syngnathiformes; Syngnathidae
Exons: 12
Coding region: 1-1317 (438 amino acids)
Molecular function (GO): carbohydrate binding
Source: RefSeq, a predicted model, not a curated record
AUGUCUGCAAGAAAAGAGGUAAGACGAAACACGGCCAAACCGCCGCGGCCUCAUGACGGAUUUAAGGAGACCCUUCUCUGCAACGACCGUUCUGCUGACCUGGUAUGUGAGGCUGAGGGUCAGAAGCAAGGUCGCAUCAGCAUCCAGUCUGCCUUUUACGGUCGGCGGAGCUGGGAUAUUUGCUUGGCGGACGGCGACUCAUACAAUGACGAGUACUGCGCAGUGGAAGGCAUCCUCCCUCGCUACAGGAAAAUGUGCAACAGCCAGCAAAAAUGCCACAUUGAGCUUUUGGAGGACGAGUCCUGCCCUGCCUCCUCCUCCAAAUAUCUGCAGAUGGUCUAUAGCUGUGAACAGAAAGUAUGUCUCGACAGUCUGGUCAUCGCCGACGGGAGCGUCGCAGACUCUUCCUUCAUAGCCUCCUCCUCAAUGGAAGACGCCACCCCAGAAAAAGCCCGCCUCAAUGGAGAGUCCUGCUGGAAGCCGUCAAAAGCUCCCAUCGGCAGUUGGAUCCAGGUGAACCUCGGUAACACGAGAAAGGUGACGGGGAUCGUGACCCAGGGCUGUGAUGGCGCUAGUACUAGCUCCUGGAACAUCCAUCUUGAGAUGAAGCUGAGCGUUAAGUGGAGGAAGUGGACCGAGCACCCAAACGGGAAGUUCAUCGGCAGUGGAACUCACCUGCUUGAGACGCCCGCGUUCGCUCAGUACGUCCGCAUCCUGCCGCUGGAGAAUCUUCCCCAAUUUGGCCUCCGCUUCGACAUCUUGGGAUGCGCACAUGACGAUGAGACGACCUGCGCCAGAACGUUCAACAGCCUCCACGUGACCGAUUCGAUGACGUUCUACUGUCCCCCGGGCUGUGACAAAGAGGAACACUUUGUCUUUGGAUUGAUGGUCUACUCUGCGGGCUCGCACAUCUGCGCGGCCGCUAUUCACGCCGGAGUCAUCCGGAGCGACAUCGGAGGAGAUUGUAUCGUGAUGAGAGCUCCCAAACAGCAAGUCUACACGGGCUCCACCGGGAACGGGAUCACCUCCAGACAUUUGGUCGACCCACUGGGCGUGUCGCACACGUUUGGAGACGGAGAGCCCAGAUGCUCAGCGCCUGACUGGGAGGAGUUUGCCGGUUUCUGCUACAAAACCUUUGAGGGCAAAAAGAAAUGGGAUGAUGCGCAACUCGUCUGCCGUAGUCUCGGUGCCGAUCUGGUGUCCAUCCGCUCAGAGGUGGAGCAGGCGUCGGUGAAAAACGUCUCCAACCUCGGUGCGCACCCCAACCUUAAAUUCCCAACAGUCCCCGUAGAACGACUCGAUGGGUGCAAUAUCUGA